Molecule: messenger RNA, 3621 nt
Organism: Salvelinus sp. IW2-2015
Lineage: Eukaryota; Metazoa; Chordata; Actinopteri; Salmoniformes; Salmonidae
Product: homeobox protein Hox-A10-like
Biological process (GO): regulation of transcription by RNA polymerase II
Cellular component (GO): nucleus
Molecular function (GO): DNA-binding transcription factor activity, RNA polymerase II-specific; RNA polymerase II cis-regulatory region sequence-specific DNA binding
Source: RefSeq, a predicted model, not a curated record
CAAGGUUAUUCACUCUCUUACCAAGGAGACAAGAGCGACGAUUGAUAAGAAAAGCCUCUGCUCACUGGCUGCUUCGACUUCAUUUGAGAGUGCAUUUCCCCCAUUGCAGGUUGUCCUCCUUGGAUCAGAGUAGUGGCCAUGGCCUGGUGCUCAUUCGCAGACGCUUCCUUCUGCCACCGGGCGGCGCUGUUGAGAUCAAAGUCAUUGCCGAGGAUCUUUUCAUCUGCAAGAAGAACCCAGCGUAAUAAACCUUCAAGAUUCUCGAGGGAAACUUGAAAUGCAGAUGGACACCACAGGGUGAAAACCGAGCCGGAAGGCCACAAGCCACCUGGUCCUGGUAAUGGUCAAAGCUGUCCGAUAUUAACUUCAACCUGGGGAUGGAGAGAAGGCGCAGCACACCAUGGACGCAACAAAAUGGAGGGAUACCAAUUGUGUCCCUAUAAUAACCCUAAAAGGGAAAAAGGGAAUAACCUGAGCAAGUACGUAAACAUGGUCAUUGAAACGGCCAACACAUAAAUGUGUCCUUAAGUGUAUACCUAUAACCCACAGUGAUGUUAUGCACGUGUGGUGAGUUGUGUGAAUAAUGCAUGUACAGAUAGGACACGGCACACCUUUUUAUAUUUUGAUAAAAUCCUAGUAAUGAACAUCUGCAAUAGUUUUUAUUUACAAUGCCUUUAACACGCUUUUACACAUGGUAAUCACACACAAUUUACAUCAGCAGGCUUUAUGUUAUCAUGCUUCGAUGCUAAAUGUACAAUUAUUUACAAUUAAUGAGACACCCCAAAAUAAUCUAAUGCUGCUAUUUGAGUCAGAUAUACACUUUUGAUAUCACCAUAUUUAUAUCUUAUAUAUAUAUAUAUAUAUGAAAUAGAUGUAAAGCAACAACUCCUUUGAACACCGAUGCAGUUGCCGUGCGUGAAGCUUAUUAUGUUCCUGGUAAUUACUGCCUUCAUCACUGUUUUAUUUCUCUAAAAUCCAUUGACUUGUCAAUUAAUUAGACCCACGCAGUGAUCUCUUUUAUUAAAGCACUGUAAAGGAAAGUGUCGUUUUCUUUUCUUGUUUACGCCCUGUUUACUAUACCUGUUUGAACCUGGGAACCUUAAUGUUGCCUUACAGUUCUCACCUACAAUUGGUGAGGAUUGUUGAAAAUGUAUGCGCAUGAAAAGGUAUAGGCCUUUAUUGGGCCUGUUGUUGCGUCUGUGUCUUAUUUGAAACUAAAAUGGUUUCCAUUUUGUCUUAUUCUGUGAGAUUUAUGCAUAUGGAAUGUAUUAAAUAUAGAGGCAUAGGGAGCAAUAGGGAGCCACAUAGGUCUUAUAGCAAACGAAUAAUUUGAUAAUAAUGAUUUAAUGUUAAGCACAGUUCAAACGGAUAGGGGUUCAGACAAACUUAUUUUAAUGCUGCAAACCAAACGGAUAGUCGAUAGGUAUGCUGCACGGGCGUGCAUAUACCUCUUUUUUAUUUUCGAAUGUUUGCAUUCUGCACAUAGGGCCUCGCCCCUCCGGCGUUAUGGUGGUGCAUUACAGCGAGGUGAGAGAUACCCACUGAUUGCUGUGCUGUCUCCUUUAUCUGCCUCAGACCCAUGAUGGAUAUGGCCCCGGUUGCUACGUGGCUCUGGAAGGGGAGGGGCCCUGCGUAUCCGAGCGUUCCUAUUGGCUCCAGAGUCUGCACGGUGGAGAGGGGGGUACCUCUAAUCAUAUCCAGCAUGUUUUGCACAAGAAAUGUCAACCAGAAAGGGCUAUCUUCUCCCCUCGCCAAAAUACACCACAAUAAUGGCAUGCUCGGACAGCCCCGCAGGAAACGCGUUUUUUGUGGAUUCUCUGAUCAGCGGCCGGACCGAGGGUGGAGGGGGACACUACUACCCGGGCAGCAGCGUGUGUCUGCCCCAUAACGCCGCAUCAGAGGUGUCUUACGGGCUACAGAACUGUGGAUACUUCCCAGGUAUAGGCAAGCGGAGCGACGUAGGUCCCCAAAACAUGAUGUCUGCCGCGUCAGGCGCGUAUAUGUCAGGCAUGGAGAUGUGGAUGGAUGCGCAGAGGUCGUGCCGAAUGGACCAGCAACAAACUGUGGGUCCCCAGGUUGCGCCCUGCUCGUUCCCGCCGAGCAUUAAGGAGGAGAGCGCAUACUGUCUCUACGAGCCGCAGAAGUGCCCCAAAGCCUCGACCGCCGAAGACCUGACGUACUCCAGGCUAACCACGACAGGCUCAGGUUCAGGCUCGUGCACAGUCACCGACGGCGGUGGUGGUGGGGGUACUGUACCAGUGCCUGGCUACUUCCGCUUGUCUCAGAUGCACGCACACUCUCAUAAAGUUUACCACGGGGCCCAAUCGAACCCCUCUCAUUCUCACUUUGGCCUACACCCCCCUGCACAGACUCGCUUCCACACCCCGACCCCCCCACCGUCCUCAGCCUUAGCCUGCUCAGCCACGGCGGCUUACAAGAGAAGAGACACCGAGGAGUCUCUGUCUUCCGGUACCGCGUCCCAGCCCCAGCAGACGCACGCCCCACUGGGGGGCGAGGAGGCACGAGCGUCCUCCGACGCGGAACCUUCAUCUCCCGAGGAAGCUGAAGAGGAGCUCGAGAAGGAGAAGCCAACGAAAACACCUAAAGGAGACACAGAAAGCGAAUGCACGGCCAACUGGCUAACAGCAAAAAGCGGACGGAAGAAACGUUGCCCAUACACCAAGCACCAAACUCUGGAGCUCGAGAAGGAGUUCCUCUACAACAUGUACCUGACUCGCGAGCGUCGCCUAGAGAUCAGUAGGAGCGUGCACCUGACGGACAGGCAGGUCAAAAUAUGGUUCCAGAAUCGCAGAAUGAAACUGAAGAAAAUGACCCGGGAAAACAGGAUUCGGGAGCUCACGUCAAAUUUUGGUUUCUCGUGAUAACUUUGAAUGUUUUCGAUAAGCUUUGUAUUGAACUAGCUUUAGUUAUAAUGCAAGAUGUAAAGGGCACAUCUUUAAUAGGCCUACAUACAAACCUAGUCUUUGCAUCGUCUUAUAUAAGCUACUGGUAAAACGUGAAUGUUAUUGGGUUGUCUCUUUUCUUCAUUACUUUGUUAAUUGUUCGUUGAUUCGGUUCUGUUGCUGUCACUUGUUGGGAUAGGUGUCUUGAGUAAAACAAUGGAAGGAAUUUGCUUUGGGUCGUAUAGGAUUGUAGCCUACCAAUACUUAAAAAAAUAUAUAUGUUUGUUGUAGAUACAAAUAUAAAUCACAAUUGAGAUGUACGUUUAUAUUGCAUAUAUGUGGGGAAUUUCCUUUACAUUUAUACUGCAUGAAACGACAUGAUUCAAAUCCAUAUUUUCCUGCAUUUUGCAAUGUGGAUCACACUAAAAUGUAAGGCCUAUGUAUCCACAGUAAGGGAAUAAGAUGAGUCGCCCUGUAAAUGUAUUCUUCCGAUGUAAUGUAUGUAGAUAUUAUGAUGAGCUGAUUGUAAGUGUACAUAGAACAACAUAUAUUUGAUCCACUUUAGGAUAAUAUUGUUGUGUAGACUCGAACUAAGGGAAAUGUAGGCUACAUGAGCAGUCUACAUUGUGAAAUUGUUUUUAUUGUGUAUAUCAUUAUGUACAUAUGAGGUUGUGUUUUCGUGUAUUGCGUAAUAAAUGAUCAGUUCACAUAAACUGGA